Molecule: messenger RNA, 750 nt
Organism: Penicillium waksmanii
Lineage: Eukaryota; Fungi; Ascomycota; Eurotiomycetes; Eurotiales; Aspergillaceae
Exons: 5
Coding region: 1-750 (249 amino acids)
Biological process (GO): secondary metabolic process
Molecular function (GO): CoA-ligase activity
Source: RefSeq, a predicted model, not a curated record
AUGUACCAGAAGAAGGAGGGACGACUUGCCUCUAUGCCUCUUUAUCAUAUGGCUGUUAUGCCGACAGUUUAUUUCUCGGUAUUGCGCAGUGGAUUCAAGGUGUUUCUCAUGUGCCGUUUCACUCUUAAGAAAUCUCUGAGAAAUAUUGUGCGGCAUCAAAUUAUGGUAUGGUAUUGUUGGGGCAGCACUAUCAAGGCAAGGCCCUCAGAAGUGUCUCAAGGCAUUGUUGGGGGAGGGAGUUCCUUUUGCAUAGGUAUGGGCGAUGAUAAGUUUGUUGCUUCUGGCACGUAUGUUGGUACCGAGCUACUGACCUCCUAUAAAGAGAUAACCUGUUUUGUAACUAUAUUCCUAUACCCUCUGGAUGACGAUACUGCUUCUGUGGGAUAUUCUCUACCCGGGAUAUAUCUAAAGCUGUCAUCCGAAGCUAUCUUGACCCUUCUUACUUUACUUGAUCCGAAUAAGCCUGUAUACGAAAGGAUCAUCAGUGCUGACUGGAAGACGGACGAGUUUUUCUACAUGCUGGUAGAUGGUAUAUUGUGGACCGUGGUGCCACCGGAAUUGGAAAAUGUACUGCUUUUUUAUCCUCUUAUUGUCGAUGCAGCUGUGGUGGGCACUGAGGCGUUGGACAAUUGCGGUGAGUGUGCUACGGAGCUCCCGAGGGUAUACGUCGUCAGGAGCUUCCUAUGUCUGAGAGAUGAAGAGGUAAAAAUUUAUCUGGCACAGAGGCCAGCUAAGUAUAAGUGCCUAUAA